This is a messenger RNA of Pestalotiopsis fici W106-1, 1551 nucleotides long. RefSeq lists its product as uncharacterized. NCBI's taxonomy places the organism in Eukaryota, Fungi, Ascomycota, Sordariomycetes, Amphisphaeriales, Sporocadaceae. Gene Ontology annotation, molecular function: oxidoreductase activity, acting on paired donors, with incorporation or reduction of molecular oxygen; heme binding; monooxygenase activity. The record is from RefSeq and is a predicted model, not a curated record. The coding region runs from base 1 to 1551 and encodes 516 amino acids. The transcript is spliced from 7 exons.
AUGGAUCUUUUCAACUUUGUUCGCGAGGGUGUCCAAUUGUUCGGCGCUCAAGCGCUUGUGGCUACUGUUGUUGCUACCUUGACAUAUGGUGUCAGCCGCUGUAUAUACAACGUCUAUUUCCAUCCGCUUGCGAAAUAUCCAGGGCCAAAACUCGCAGCCAUCACCGAUCUGUGGUGGGCCUUUUCUUCUACAUCUGGAAGAUAUCCCUGGAUCAUUGAAGAUGCACUGAAGAAAUAUGGAGAUAUUGUCCGUAUUGCUCCGAAUGAGCUCGUCUUUGUAACUCCUCAAGCUGCAAAAGAUAUAUAUCUUGCGCAGGAAAAACACCUCGAACUGUUUGUCCAAGUCGGUUAUGAUGCAGUCGACACUGGUGAUGGGGGCAUAUCUGGCGAACCCAACCCUUCAAGACAUUAUGAAAUUGCUCGAAGGGUAGCCCCUGCUUUCAGUAUGCGAAAUUUUAAAGCCAAAGAGCCAAUUGUGCAUAGGCAUAUCGAUACUUUUGUUCAAAGGAUGCUCGAAGUUGGCACCCAAAAACGAGGGGCCGAAAUGCAGCAGUGGUCAGAUUGGUUGGCAUUGGACCUUUCAAUGGACAUGACGUACAGCGUCAAGAUGGAUCAGAUGCUGAAUAUGAGGGAUUCGAUUCCGCUAAAGUCCACCCUGAAGUUGAAUUUCUUCUUGGCUAUGAGCCAGAUUACGAGAAAAUUCCGCAUCCUUAGUCCUUUGAUGUACCUAACUAUACCGCCGUCGAUUUGGUUCACGCUCCCGAAACUGAUGGCCAUGAACUCCGAAAACAUCAAGGCGCGCAUCGAACUUCGCAACCAGAGGGAUCAUUCAGGUUCAGAUUAUUUCGAGCAACUUAUUCCCGCCGACAAACCUGUACCUCAUGGAAAGAAAGAAAUCUAUCAUCUGGAAAAUGUAUUGGGACAGCUGCUGAUUGCUAGCUGGCAACCUCUAGCCAACCAAUUCUAUAGUCUCCUUUACUUCCUUCUCGGCGAGCCACAAGCCUAUGCAGCGGUGGUAAAGGAAGUGCGGGCGGCAUUCUUGAACUACGAUGAUAUCACCUCUGAGAGUACGACCAAGUUGGAGUAUCUCAAAAGCUCUACAAAUGAGAGCUUUCGCUUGCACCAGGACACAGUCGACGGAUUACCUAGGAUCAGUCCUGGCGCGAUCGUGGAUGGCACAUACAUACCGUCAGGAGUCACAUGCCAAAUCAGCUAUUUCGCAGCUGCAAGGAGCCCGCGAUUCUUUGCGGAACCACUCAGAUUCUGCCCAGAACGGUGGCUGCCGCGCGGGCACCCGCGAUACGAUGCACGCUUUGAAAACGACGAUUUAAAGGCCUCGAAACCUUUUAGUCAGGGCGUCCGAGGCUGCCCUGGUGGACACAUUGCAUCGUCUGUCCUUCGACUCUUUGCAGCCAAAGUCCUGUGGCAAUUUGACCUAGAAUUGGAUCCCGGCCAGGAUGUAUCAUUUGAGAGAGAUUUCAAAUUUCUCGUGUUUUGGGAGAGGCCCCCGUUCUUCAUCCGAUUCAAAUCGGCACAGAAAACAUCCAUAUGA